CAAGCACUAUCCCCGUUAUACGCCCAUUCCAACAAACAAGCAUGUCCCGCAUCAUUCUCAUACCAGGAAACGGAAAUGACCGCGUCGAGGCCUCUAUGUGGUAUCCCUCUGUCAUCGACACGCUCGCUGCGGCUAAGGAUCCUAAGACGGGCCAGCUGCUGUUUCCCGGACAAGGAGUCUUGAAGACAUUCCCAGACCCCUACGACGCACACGAGGAAAUUUGGACCAAGUUUAUGGAGGAUAACAUCGAAAUCAAUGAGGAGGAUGUCGUUAUCGGUCACAGCACUGGAGCUGCCGCCAUCAUGAGGUACAUUGAGACCAGGAAGGUCAAAGGCGUUGUUCUUGUGAGUGCGUAUCACUCUGAUCUUGGAGAUGUCACAGAGAGAGAAUCUGGAUAUUUCAACCGCCCUUGGAACUGGGACGCCAUUUCUGCGAACGCGAGCUGGAUCACACAGUUCUCAAGCCCAAGUGACCAUCUGGUUCCUAUCGACGAGCAGCGCGACGUGGCAAGUAAAAUUGCCGGAGUCGACUACAUUGAACUCCCAGGUCGAGGCCAUUUCAUUAACGAUCGCGACUUCCCUGAGCUGGUUGCCAAUGUUAUCCAAAAGAUGUCUUCAUAGUGUUUCUAAAGAAUACA
Gamsiella multidivaricata is the source of this 637-nucleotide messenger RNA. Its product is annotated as Alpha/Beta hydrolase protein. Gene Ontology annotation, molecular function: hydrolase activity. NCBI's taxonomy places the organism in Eukaryota, Fungi, Mortierellomycota, Mortierellomycetes, Mortierellales, Mortierellaceae. The coding region runs from base 42 to 620 and encodes 192 amino acids. The record is from RefSeq and is a predicted model, not a curated record. The transcript is spliced from 3 exons.